CCUGCGACAGCAGCCCCGGCCGCUACGGGAAGCUCGGUUCCGUAUCUGCAGAGACGGCCGGGGCUGUCGCUGAUGGUUGCAGCUCGAGAACCAUGACGGGGAAGAAGUCUUCCCGGGAGAAACGGCGCAAGCGGAGUGGGCAGGAGGCCGCCGCUGCGCUCGCGGCCCCGGACCUGGUGCCGGCGCUGGGCGGGAGCGCGGGCGGCUGCGGGAGCGGCGGCGGCUGCUGCGGAGGCGCCACCGGCGGGGCGAGUGUGGCGGGCGGCGCGGAACGCAGCGAGCGCCGAAAGCGGAGGAGCACCGACUCGUCCUCCAGCGUCUCGGGCUCCCUGCAGCAGGAAACCAAGUAUCUUUUACCAGCUCUGGAAAAAGAAUUACUGUUGGCAGAGCACAGUGACGUUGAAGAAGGUGGGCUGGACCUGACUGUCUCGCUAAAGCCAGUUAGUUUCUACAUAUCAGACAGAAAGGAGAUGCUCCAGCAGUGCUUCUGCAUAAUCGGGGAGAAGAAGCUGCAGAAGAUGCUCCCCGACGUGCUGAAGAACUGUUCAGUAGAAGAAAUUAAAAAACUAUGCCAGGAACAAUUAGAACUCCUGUCUGAAAAAAAAAUCUUGAAGAUUCUUGAGGGUGACAAUGGUUUGGACUCUGAUAUGGAAGAGGAGGCAGAUGAUGGCUGUAAGGUGGCACCUGAUUUAAUCAGUCAGCAAGAUAAAGAUGCCUGUGUAGAUUCUACUUCAUCCCUCAGAGAGAACAAACAACCAGAAGGUUUGGAAUCAAAACAAGGUACCACCAGAAAGGGUUUGCCAUCUUGGUUUAAUUUCAGUGAGUCUAUUGUGUAUUUUCAGUUGCAAAAAGGAGGUAAGUUAGCUGGGUAUCUUUGGGCUAUAUGUGGAAGAUGAUAACUUUGUAGGAUAACUACCCCUACUCCCUAUGCCAAGGUAUAUUUCCUUAUUGACCUUUUUCCUUAGUGAAGAAAUUCCUUUAUUUAAAUCAGUUUUGACAUAACUAGCCAGUAGAUAUAAAGUGGUAAUUUUAAUUUAUUUAAGCCUAAUAGACUAAUGGAGCUAAUUAUUUAAAUGCUUUAAAAAAUUCUUCUCAUCUUCAUUAGGAACAAUUAAAAGUAAACAGCAGGGUUUAUUAUUGUUCAGAAAUCAUCUCAUGUUUUUUCUAUUCAUAAAAUGAUGACUUAAGGAAAUUUCUGUAAAACUUGAGCUAUAGGAACAUUUUAGUAGUGAGAAGUAGGUUUAUAUUUAUUUUUUAGGCAGAAGUCCUGAAGCUUCUCUUUGUUACUGAUAAGUGAUUAACAAAGUUAAAAAUGUAUAAUUUUGUAAUUUGUUAUAUAUAUUUAAUAUAUAUACACAAUCUAGAUUUUAAAAAUGCAUUGGUGUUUAUUAAUAUUUUUUAUUCUCUUGGAAAUUCUCCAAUGCUUUUUAUAAAUUCUCUUGUAUUAGGCUCUUAAGUAGCCAGAGAAAAUUAUAUAUUUGACUAUUGAGUAUCGCCACAGAGAGAAACUGAGAUUUGGUUCAUCAGCAUUUUUUUUGUCAUAGAAAUACAAGUUAUAAACACAUUGUUUUCAGUUAAUAUAAUUAUCAUCUAACCCUCUUUAUAUAAUUAGACCACAGUGCUAUUGUGUCUUUUUCUUUGUGAGACAGGUUCCCACUUGGUAGCCAGGCUGGCCUUGAACUCAUGAUCCUCUGCCUCAGGAGUGCUGUGUGUAACCACUGUGCUCAGCCUGCUUUUAUCACUUUGCUUUGUUCCUUAAGUUCUUGGUUUCAGCUGAGCAGAGUAUGUGAGUAUGUGAGGUCAUCUAGGGAAAAGAAUUAUCGUAUGGAGAAUAGAAAAGGCUGAA
This is a messenger RNA of Acomys russatus (golden spiny mouse), 1846 nucleotides long. It is a transcript of the gene Caap1, whose product is annotated as caspase activity and apoptosis inhibitor 1. Lineage: Eukaryota; Metazoa; Chordata; Mammalia; Rodentia; Muridae. The transcript is spliced from 6 exons. The record is from RefSeq and is a predicted model, not a curated record. The coding region runs from base 93 to 896 and encodes 267 amino acids.